Molecule: messenger RNA, 3427 nt
Organism: Mesocricetus auratus (golden hamster)
Lineage: Eukaryota; Metazoa; Chordata; Mammalia; Rodentia; Cricetidae
Gene: Lrmda
Product: leucine rich melanocyte differentiation associated
Exons: 5
Coding region: 2126-2713 (195 amino acids)
Biological process (GO): melanocyte differentiation
Molecular function (GO): protein binding
Source: RefSeq, a predicted model, not a curated record
UUAAGAAAAGAGUCGUCGUUUCAGAAGCAGCCCUGACAGCUCUGUCACUUCACUCACACCUCUAAAUUUCCCUUUCUGUUGUCAGUCAGCAGACAGCAGACUGGGGAUCUGAUGGGCCUGAGUGAUGUCCAAAUACAUAAGACAUCGGAGAGAGACCCAGAGCAGCCCGUCAGAAGCCGUCAUUUUCUGCCUUUAUUCUUAGAGGAGCUGUCAGGACUUUCAGAAGUUCCCCCUGUGCCAGGAUCUCAUCUCCUGAGCCGCCAUCUGCAGCCCACGCAAAUAGGCACACAAGGGCUGAGGCUUCCUCUGGCAUACUUUCCAGAAAUUACAGUUUGGGUAUGAUGUUGAAUUCCUCUGGCCUGUGUGCUACUUGGGUUGUCAGCAGACCCACAUGGAAGACAUGGCGCCUGCACUGGGAAUUCGCUGCGUAGACAGACACUCUGACUUGGGGUUGCUUGCAACUACAGAAACCAGACAGCUCUGCCAUUCGGGAACAGGUAGACAUUAUAUCUCACAUUCUAAAAUAGGAAGAAAAACAGAUGUUGGGUUUUAAAAUGCUUGCUUCUGAGCCUAGAACCUAAGAACUCAUCCAUGUCAUUCCCAUUGAUGUCACUGCCAUUAUUGUGUCACAUGGUUUCAUGUAACAGAUUUAAUCCCAUGAAGGGAGGCUGAUAACAUGUUCUGUCAGACAUGCCUCUGCCUGGGACUCACAGCAUAUCAGGCUUAGGUCAUUCGGAGCACGCAUCAGCCUGGAACUAAGCCUUCCAGAUGCAGUGUGAAGCUCUGACUUUUGGCGAUAGAUGCUUGAGUAUCAAUUCUGUAUCGUCUUUGGGGAUCUUGCUGAAAUUCUGGACAUCCUUCUUUUAUUUUAAGAGUUAUUUCUCUGUGUGUAUCUGUAUGAGUGUAUGUGCAUACGUGGGAAGGUGUGUGCUUGUGCAUGUACACAGAGGCCAGAAGAGGGUGCCAGGUAUCCCCUCCUAUCACUUUCCACCUAUUCCUGGGAGGCAGGGUCUUACUUUGAAUGUGCAACUCCUGUUUCUGCUGGGCUAGACAUCAGAGAGCCCGGUGAUCCUCCUCUUUUUAUAUCUUCACGGAGUUGGGUCACAGGUGUUCCAGAGACACUCAGCUUGUUAUUUGUGUACUUGGAUCCAAACUCCAGCCCUCAUAAUUGUGGAGCAAGUACUCUAAACCACCAAGCCAUCACUCUGGCCCCAUGUGCAUUGCUCUUUCAUUGUCUGUAAAACAGGACUCCCCAGCAACCCCUGACUCACAUAGACUUGUCGUGGUUGAGUGCCAUAUUUAUAGCUCUUCCGGGGAGCGUCUCAUCUAUGAAUUCUUUGAUCCUCACGACUCAAGGAGACCAGUAAAUAUUUCUUCUGAAGUCCUGGUUUCAAUCCCUAACUCUGCAUCACUACACACAUAAACUAAACAUGGUGGGGGCGUGCCCUUAAUUCCAGCAUCUGAGAGGCAGAAGCAGGAGAGUCAGAAGUUCUGGGUCAUCCUUGGGUACACAGUGGGUUUGAAGCUCAUCUGGUUCCUCUCCUUAUGUGCCUCUUGGCUUUGGGUUAGCACUAAGAGAGAAUAAACACAGAAAGAUAUUUAAUAAAAUAGACCCUUUGUAUAAAGCAUUCUUAGUUAAGUUGUAUCUCAGGUCGGAUGUCUCUUCAAAGAGACCUCUAACUGUUAACUGACUCUAAACUGAGUCCCCACUUCUAAGUGGCCCCCAUUCUCUAUUCCACAGUAUUGAAGUUUCUUUUCUCGGAAGAGUACCUGUUACUGCCAUUAAAAGUGUUGCUUAUUCAUGUGUUUUUACAUGUACUCUCUACCCUUAGUACAAUAUAAAUUCCAUGACCAAAGGCCUUCAUCUUCCAUGUUUACUCCUGUACAUAGUCCAGCUGGCAGAAGGGCCCUAACAUAAUGGUCACUGGAAGGACUGAGCGCAUUCAGGAGCCUGGAGGAACUCAUCUUAGACAACAAUCUACUCGGUGACGACCUCCUGUUGCCACGGUUACCCCGCUUGCACACCUUAACCCUCAACAAGAACCAAAUUACCGAUUUGGAGUACCUCCUUGAUCACCUGGCGAAAGUGACACCAGCCCUGGAGUACCUCAGCCUGCUGGGAAACAUGGCAUGUCCCAAUGAGCUGGUCAGCCUGGAGAAGGAUGAGGAAGACUAUAAGAGAUACAGGUGCUUUGUUCUGCACAAGUUGCCAAAUUUGAAGUUUCUGGAUGCCCAGAAGGUCACCAGGCAAGAACGGGAGGAGGCAAUGGUCAGAGGGGCCUUCAUGAAGGUAGUGAAGCCCAAGGAUUUCAGAGUCAGCCAACAUCACCAACCCCAGCCAAGCGCAGCAGAUGAAGUCUUUGGGGUCAGACUCUGGCUAUCCUGCCUUCUUGCCCCUCCACCUCUGCACUGCCCUGAGCAGAUCUCUCUUCAUCUUUCCCUCCUUUGCCUUGGGAUCGGAAGCUGUAACCCUCCCUGCCCAUGGAAAUCUGAAGAUGUACUGACUAGGCUGCCCAUGCACUGGGAUGCUGCAUUUUGUAUGUGCUUGCGUCGCUUCCAAAGCUCCAUGUCUCACAAUCCUGCACACACAGAAGAAAGGGGACACCGACUCAGAGAAGUUUGUGGGAUUGCCCAAGGGCACUUGGUCAUGUACUCCAGAGCUGGGAUUUUACCCUUCUAUCUGACAUGGGGCCUUCUCACUCUGCUGUUUUAGCACUGGAGAGAGAGAGAUCAGUAUUUUUCCUGGGGAUGACGUGGCACACAUGACACUCCCCAGGAGAGCCUGAGUGAGGAGGGCAGGUGGGGUGGACUGCUUUGCAGAAUGGAGCUAGGGAGAGCUGGAAUCCCCUCUUGCCUUUGAGCAUGGUGGGAAAGGGUUCCUUGAGACCUGCAGUCAGCUGUCUGAGUCAUUAGUGACACCAGCAAUAGUGCUCUUCAAUGUUCCCAAUUAGCUUCCAAUCAAUUAUAGAAUUAGCACGUUUGUGUGACUGACUCCAAUGCCCUUACUAACUGCAUUACACCUAAAAAUUCCCAUUAAUUAUUUCAGGAGAGAGACAAAAAUACCCUUGACAAAGCAGGGUGGGGAUCUUGGCUUCUCUUUCUGUGGAGUCACAGGAUUUCCCAGCUGGAGAGCACCUCAGAAGUCUUUCUGGCUUUGUGCGUGAGGGAUCUGGGAGAGAGGCAGAAGCCUCAGUACUGAUGAGGCAUAGGAGUCUUGGGUUCUGGUUAAGUGUGCUAUGUGAUGAUGCUUCAAGCCUGGAAGAAGAUUCCAUGAUAUUAUUGGCUUAUCAUAUUGCACACAUCUGCUGAAUGGCAGGCACUUCCCUUUUGUCUGUUGCUUGCUGAGAUACACAGUGGUAUUUUUCCUCCAGAUAGAAGGAAGCCAAACGAGCUUUUUGCUGAAUUAAUAAACUGGCAUUCAGAAGGC